AGGCAUUCAACUAUAAAUAUAAUAGAUUCAACUGUAGUGGUAUAAUUGAUUCAACUGUAAAUAUGAUAGAUUCAACUGUAGUGGUAUAAUUGAUUCAAAUGUAAAUAUGAUAGAUUCAACUACAAUUGUAUCAUUGAUUUUAGGCAUUCAACUAUAAAUAUAAUAGAUUCAACUGUGGUCGUAUAAUUGAUUCAACUGUAAAUAUGAUAGAUUCAACUGUAGUGGUAUAAUUGAUUCAAUUGUAAAUAUGAUAGAUUGAACUACAUAUGUAUGAUUGAUUCUAGGUAUUGAAACAUAAAUAUAGUAAAUGAAACUUGAUUGUUAUGAUAGAUUCUAGAAUCUAGAAUUUACAAUAAAUAUAUUUGGUUUAACUGGCAUCAAUGUUUAGAUUUUUCUCUUGCCGCCAUUUCAGUUAUUUACAUUCGCCGCGGGAGGAGACAAAUUUUUUUUGCCGUACCAGAAAUGAGUCUUGCAGAUUCGGAUACGGAUGGUAGCAUGCGGGAAGCAGACGGAAGAAAUACUGGAGCAGCUAGAGGUUCAAGAAUGAUUUCUCCGGAACAAAAUUCCUCUUCAUCGACUUCUGAAUCGUCAGCUCCGGCCAUCAUCGGAACAACCACAGACUACUCGCCGAACCCAAAGCCACCGCUAGCACUCGAAAAGGAUACGAACAUUAUUGGAAGGCAAGUUUCCGGUUGUUCUACCGAAGGCAACAUGCCAUACAGUGGCAACGGGGGAUCCGGUUUCCGUAGCUCCUUUAAUGGACGCGUUCCAUUCACUCGUAUGCUUUCCAGCAACCCUAGCAGUGAUCGGCGCUCCGGGAAUGCCGGUGCUGAAAUCUAUCCUAUUUCGGCAUCUUCGUCGAUUGCCAGCUAGUGGAUCCAAAAUAAUCCAACUGAAGAAGAAGGUUUUGGUGCAGCUCGCGCUUCGGUGAUUUUAACUACCAUCACCAUCAUCAUCAUUUCCAGAAUCACCAGCCACGGUUCUCGAAUAAUCAUGGUUAUGAUGGUUAUUUUAUGGAGGUGAUGGAGGUUUAAGUUUGUUUACACAUUAAAAUGAUAAAUUAAUUUUAAGAAAUACAAUGUUCCUACUCUUUUGGUAGCUUUUAUUUCGGAACCCAAAAUUAAAGGUUCUGAGCCUAGUAAAAACCUAUAAAACUUCCGAAAUCUAACUUUUUUUUAAUUGUAUACAUGAAAUAAAUCAAAUAAAAUAAGCUUUUAAUUCUAUAAUACACAAUAAUUGAAUCGACUACAAAUAUAAUUGAAUCAACUAUUUUUGUAUAAUUAAAUUUACUAUAUAUAUAAUUGAAUCAAUCAUACAAUCAAAGUUGAAUCUAUCA
Uranotaenia lowii is the source of this 1336-nucleotide messenger RNA. RefSeq lists its product as uncharacterized. The record is from RefSeq and is a predicted model, not a curated record. The transcript is spliced from 2 exons. NCBI's taxonomy places the organism in Eukaryota, Metazoa, Arthropoda, Insecta, Diptera, Culicidae. Bases 463 to 873 code for a protein of 136 amino acids.